This is a messenger RNA of Hevea brasiliensis (rubber tree), 649 nucleotides long. RefSeq lists its product as uncharacterized. The record is from RefSeq and is a predicted model, not a curated record. Lineage: Eukaryota; Viridiplantae; Streptophyta; Magnoliopsida; Malpighiales; Euphorbiaceae. The coding region runs from base 155 to 505 and encodes 116 amino acids. The transcript has 2 exons.
AAGAGGUGUAUCCAAGCAACCAAACAGACCCCUCACCUUGUUCACCGAUUAAAAAUCACAUAAACCUACAAAACCCUAACGCCUCCAAGAGCGAAGCUGCUAAAACCUGAGCAAGAGGGUGAACACAAUCAGAGCCAAAAAAAAGUGCUUAAACAUGGCAAAGUCAAUGAGAUCGAAGAGAGAGAAGCGGCUAAGAGCCAUAAGGAGAGAUCUGGUAGAGCCCUUUUAUGACAAAAAAGAUGCAGCCAAGCUCGCUGCUCAAGAAGCUGCUCUUGCUGCUCCCAAGUUGCCCGUAAAACCUUCUCCUUUCGCUUCUACUUCUUCAGCCAUGGACACGACCACGACUGCAACUACUGUCUCAAAUACCAACAUCGAUGUGGAAAUGGCUGAUGACAGUCGAACUAGGAGUACAUUGAAGCCUAUAGGGAAGAAGCUAAAAAAGAAAUUCAAACUGGCAAAGAACAAGCGCCGCGGUAAGGGGAAGAUCAGGAGGAAGCAUAUUUAACUCUGUAAACUGAUAAGGAUCAUGUGUUCAAGUUCUGAUAUUUGUUUGGCCAGGUGAAAUGACAGUUUUAUGUUUGAGACUGUUCUGUCACAUUCUGAUAUUCUGAUGCCUUAAUGAUAUCUUCAAUCUAUAAAAUUUUGAUCA